This is a messenger RNA of Lactuca saligna, 1819 nucleotides long. Lineage: Eukaryota; Viridiplantae; Streptophyta; Magnoliopsida; Asterales; Asteraceae. The record is from the annotation of a GenBank genome assembly.
GUUGCCUCAUGGAAAGUUUUCUUUUAUAUACCCAUGCACUAUAUAUGAUAUGUGAUAUAACCUCCUCCCCUUACCGCCUUAUAAUCUCUCUAUCAUCUCGUUUCUUCCUCAUGACUCUCCUUGAAGCUUUGGCCAUUCUCAUUCUCAUAUGCCUUACCUUUUUAGUUUUUCAUUACAAACCUCAAAACCUAAAAAGUCUUAUCAAAAGACUCUGGCUGCCUCUUGGUAUGAUACCAGAUGCCAUCACAAACUUGCACCGACUCCAUAAUACACUCACCAGGACUCUGAAUCGUCGUGGAGGUACUUUCAAGUGGAAAGGCCAUUGGUUUGCCAACAUGGAUAUGCUUAUCACCACAGACCCAUUAGACAUUCACCAUGUUUUGAGCAAAAACUUUCCUAAUUAUCCAAAAGGCCCAAAAUACCGUAAAUUGUUUGACAUUUUUGGAGAUGGAAUCAUUAAUCUCGACGGACAUCUAUGGGAAAUUCACCGCAAAACCAUCAUGUCGCUCUUUAGGCAACCCAACUUUCAAAGUGUUUUCGAAGCAGUUGUCUGGAAUAAAGUGGAAACAGCGCUUUUGCCAGUAUUAGAGUCUAUAUCCAAAACGGGCAUGGAAAUCGACUUGCAGGAAAUAUUUCAAAGGUUCACUUUUGACACUAUAUGCAAGGUGCUCUUAGACUAUGACCCUCAAAGCUUGUCUAUAAAUUUUCCUUACAUUCCGUGUGAGAAAGCCUGGGUAGAUAUUACAGACGGCAUGUUGUAUAGGCAUCUUAUACCCCCAAUCUUUUGGAAAUUACAACGAUUACUGAGGAUGGGGAAUGAGAAGAAGUUGAGUGACGCAUACAAUGCAGUUUAUCACUUCGUAGACAAGUGCUUAGCUAGAAUACAACACGAGUCCAUUAACACGGAAAGCGAACAUGUGAAUGAAAGUUUUGGAUUAGUGACAUCCCUGGUAACAGAGUUCAAAAGCCAAAGCGGCAAUUUUGGAUAUCCUCCCAAAAACUUUGUAAGGGAUACCAUAGUGACCCUCUUGGGUGCAGGGAGAGAUACAACUAGCACAACUCUCUCAUGGUUUUUCUAUCUCGUUGCAAAAAAUCCAAUCGUAGAGCACAAGAUCCGAGAGGAGAUUAACACGUUUCUGGAGGUGAAAGUAGAUGAUCAGAAGAACUGGAAUUCCAAAGAGCCAGAAAUCCUUCCAAGUGGCCACCACGUUACUCAAAACACCAGGAUUAUUCUAUAUUACUAUGGAAUGGGAAGGAUGGAAAAGAUAUGGGGUAAGGAUUGUACGGAAUUCAAGCCUGAAAGAUGGAUUUCAGAGAAAGGAGGUAUCAAACAUGAGCCAUCUUACAAGUUCGUCGCAUUUAGUGGUGGGCCGAGGACAUGCUUAGGUAAGGACAUGAGUUUCACUCAACUAAAGAUAGUGGUAUCUACAAUCAUUUAUCAUUAUCACAUUGAGCUGGUAGAAGGUCACCCGGUUAUUCCUAGCGCUUCUAUGGUACUUAUGAUGAAGCAUGGGUUGAAGGUCAGGUUAACCAAAAUAAGUAUUUGAGCCACACAUACUAGAAAAAAAAACGAAAUAAAUCGAUCCGGUGUGAAAUUUAAAUUUUAUGUUAUGUUUGAUAAUGAGUUCGAUAUUUCUAAUAAAUGAUGUUGCAUAUGUGUCAUGUCUAGCAAGAACAUGUAGUCAUUGCCACAUGCAUUUGCAUAUAUGUCACCUAUGUUUAGAAGUUUCUAUAUAUACUUUGUAUUUUGCAUCUAAGAUAUAUUUCGGUUUGUAAAAUGAUAAUCUUAAAGUUCUCUCUUUACGUCUCUGUCCCUUUC